AUGACCCUCUUCAACCGCUCCCCCUCGCCCAAGGUCUCGUCGCGCCGCCAGUCGCACUCGGGCCCCGUCGACCUCGAGCACUGCCCCGGCGACAAGAACGGCGCCAACAAGGACGAGCACUGCGUCACCGUCGACGUCGAGCGCAACGGCCUCACCUACCACCAGUGCUUCUUCUGCCGCAGGGAGGUCCAGCAGUCCGAGGCCAUCCCCCCUCCCAAGCGCCAGGCCUCGCAAGGCCCCACGGCUUGCCCCUCCAACCCCGGACAGAACUGCCUCUCGGUCCAGGUCAAGACUGGCGGCGCCGUUGCCUACCGCUGCAUCUUCUGCCAGACCGACACUGCCCCGCUUUUUAGGAAAUAA
Molecule: messenger RNA, 360 nt
Organism: Apiotrichum porosum
Lineage: Eukaryota; Fungi; Basidiomycota; Tremellomycetes; Trichosporonales; Trichosporonaceae
Exons: 3
Coding region: 1-360 (119 amino acids)
Source: RefSeq, a predicted model, not a curated record